ACAUACAUGACAUAUUCAUAAUUCCUGCGAAGUUCUACAGAAUUUGAGGUUGGCUGCAAAAGGGACAUAGUACCUUCAAGUUACAAUAUUUCCACAGGACUUGACCGACUACGGUACGGUUAUAUACGAUAGAAGACCAACAAAAAAAUCAAAUAAUGAUGAUUCAGCUAAACUAAAAGAUAGAUAAUUAUGGAUUGAAGUAUAUGAAGAAGGAAAAAUCACGAGUCAUCUCAGUUGACAAAAAACAGUGAAAAAUCAGUCAUAAAGAUCACGUCUUAUCUCGACAUGUACCAUCUUUUUUAUCAUAGGGGUCAAAAGGUUGUUAUGUGCAAAGAUACCAUGCUUUAUAUUGGACGUUAAUUACGAAGACAGUUCAAUGUCUAUUUUAUUCUACUCCACAUUUUGCUAUGCUUGGUAUUAAAUCAGUGCUAGAAACAUCAUUUCUAGUGACAGUAUUAUUUUGACAAGUGCAAAGAAGUAACUGAAGAAUUUUAACUGUAAGACCGUACUCUUUCGUUAGUUAGCCAGUACACCAGCAGGUCGAGUCACGCCGUAUUCGUUCUUCAUCACCUUCAUCGAAAUCGAUAUUUGCGUUCUAUGAUCAAGACAAUUCUUAAGAACCAUUCUUGCAGUUUCUUGCAUUGUCAUAGCAUUAGACAUCGGUUAAAGCAUCGUGUGAUUCAUAGGCUUUGUAGGUGAGUUGGAAGGAGUGGUGAUGUGGCCUCUGGAUGCCUUGGAAACAUCCCGCUAACACACAUCUUUGAGGAAAUAAAAGAAAAGUAGGCGGUCGUGGGGGAUAUCUAACAAUGGCGGCAAGUAAUCAAGGAGACGAAGUAUCAUUGUCGAAGUCGAUCGACGAGGUGGACAUCAAGCCAACACGACAGCGAGUCAGCGCCAUCAAAGACCUCUACGAACAAGCGGGCGAUGUCGGUGACCAAGAUGAAAAUAACAGCGAGGGCGCUGUGAAGCUCAAACGUAGAAUGAAUCUGCUCGAUGGCGUCGCCAUCAACAUCGGCAUCAUCAUCGGAUCGGGGAUCUUCGUGUCUCCUAAGGGUGUCCUGGCCGGUGUCGGCAGUGUGGGCGCGACAAUGGUGGUGUGGGCUGUUUGUGGGGUGUUCUCGAUGGUCGGUGCUCUCUGCUAUGCCGAGCUUGGCACUAUGAUCCCGGCCUCGGGCGGUGCCUAUGCCUACAUCCAACUCAUCUACGGCGACUUCUUCGGUUUCAUGCUCCUCUGGAUCGCCGCUGUCAUGGCGCAACCGGGAUCGAUGGCCGUCAUCGUGCUGACGUUCGCAAACUACAGCCUGCAACCAUUGUACCCCAAUGUGGAAUGCCCACCACCUAGGGCACCGAUUGUUCUCAUCGCCAUAAGCUGUACCAUCGUGGUUGUACUAAUCAAUGCAAUCAGUGUUCGGUGGUCUUGCUGGAUUCAAGAUGUGACAAGUGUCUGCAAGAUCGGCGCUCUCAUUAUUAUUAUCAUCUCUGGUAUGGUAGAACUCGGACAAGGUACGUCUUACUACUUCUACUCUCACUUUUUGAAGAAAAAAUAGGAUAAGUAUGUAGCGACCCAUGUACGAAAUUAAGUUACCUACUACAUGUAUCUAUAUAUGUUGUAAUCUUUGCGAUGUGAUUUUAGAGCUUACAUAUAGCGCCGUAAAAGCUAGAGGAGGUGGAUGCCGGUGUCGCGGCGAGAUGUGUCUUCGUGAAAUCACGUCUAUAGGACGCAUCUCACCGCAUUCUACUGGCGAGAUGUAUCUUCUAGAUCGGCGAGAUGAUCAUGAGUCUGCGAUUGGCGAAAAGUGUCCACUGACCGAAAUUCACACCGACACUAUACAAGAAGCGAUCACCAUCACCAUCAUAAUCAUCAAUAUAAAGAGAACAUCAUAUAAAUUGUUCAACUGCACGAAAUGGUUAGCUAACUUUGUAAAACGAAAUCUAUUAUCAGUCCAACGGGCUAUGAAAAUGUUGACUAAGUUUCAUGUGUUCGGGUUUUGAAUUGUAAUCCAAUGCUUGUUAAACAAUGUAUGUUACUGACGUAGUACUACGUCAUCGACUGACACGGUCAUUACUUACUAACAUAUUCAAAUGUUAUGCAUACUGUGUCAAGAAAAGUUGUUCUUGACAACCCGAAAAUUAUCCCUAUGUUUGCCCGACAUAGAAACAAGUAAUGUUUGCAGACUGGAUAACAGGUUAAAGGAAAACCUCGUCACUAGGUCCCUGGAAAAGAAACAUCCAUAAAUUUGAAAUGAGUAAACCGGUCUAUGGACAGUUAGAUGCAUUGUGCUCUAAAUUAUGAUUUAAGAGCUGGAUUGGGUUUCGUAAUUAUUCUGUGAUGAAUCUCCUUAAAAAAAAGGAGAAAAGAUACGUUUUAAAGUUUAUGCAUCGUGUGUACUACGCCUAUUUGACGUUACACUGUAUAGGACCCAAUGAGACGUAUUAAGUAUUCUUUAGGAAAAAAACAUUAUGAUACUUUCUUGUUUAAUAUGCUCUUCACAAUAUCAAUAUUUUCUCUUUUUAUAAUGUACUUAAUUCGAAUUAACUUAAUUUUAUUUCAUGUAUAUCAUCGAUAACUGUAAUUUAUUGUUAUAAAAUCAAUAUAAUAAAGCUAUUGUCUUUGUGGUAAGAGUAGUUUUUGACGAAAUGAACUUUUCAACAGCGUUUUGAUGUGUGUGUGUUUACACAGAUGGGAGAGAGGGAAAGAGAGAGAGAGAGAGAGAAAUAAAAUUAAGGAGCGAGAACUGAUAAGUGUGUAUCUUAUCUUAUGGUCUAAUUUAUUAUUUUUUGCGUGAAAUUUAGAUUGUAAUUGUCAUGAUUGAGGUGAAACAUUUUUGCGUGGAACUGCUCCCCUAAAUGUCCAUUUCCCUCCGGAUCAACUUUAGUUUUGAAUCAAUAGCGAUGAUCCAGCUGAAUUAUCUUUGUCAUUAUCACAAUGAUGGGUAAUACUAAUAGUCAAUGGCGUAGCUAAAUGGGCCACGUGACCC
Messenger RNA from Strongylocentrotus purpuratus (purple sea urchin), 2978 nucleotides. RefSeq names its product putative L-type amino acid transporter 1-like protein MLAS. Gene Ontology annotation, cellular component: membrane. Gene Ontology annotation, biological process: amino acid transmembrane transport. The record is from RefSeq and is a predicted model, not a curated record. Gene Ontology annotation, molecular function: L-amino acid transmembrane transporter activity. The transcript has 2 exons. NCBI's taxonomy places the organism in Eukaryota, Metazoa, Echinodermata, Echinoidea, Camarodonta, Strongylocentrotidae. The coding region runs from base 807 to 1547 and encodes 246 amino acids.